Penaeus chinensis is the source of this 1159-nucleotide messenger RNA. Its product is annotated as protein PBDC1-like. Gene Ontology annotation, cellular component: cytoplasm. The record is from RefSeq and is a predicted model, not a curated record. The transcript has 6 exons. Bases 76 to 606 code for a protein of 176 amino acids. Lineage: Eukaryota; Metazoa; Arthropoda; Malacostraca; Decapoda; Penaeidae.
GGCCCUUGUGUUAUUGAGCCACACGUGACGGCGAGUCGAGGCGGAGUUUCAGAUAAUUGGCCGUCCUGAGGAAAGAUGGCCAGCCAGGCAGAAAUUUUUGCAGAACUGGGUAUUCCCGGUGCCGUGCCAGCUGGCGGGGCUGGCAUGAGCUCUGUGGAUGCCGAUGGUCUUGGAAAUGAUCAAACUAUGGAGCAGCUUUGGGCCAUGAAGGCAAUGGAACAUGCUGAGAUCCACUUCAAUCUUCUGUGUGCAGUUGACCCACGGUUGUUAAAACUCACGCCAAAGGACGACCUCAUUUACAACACCUUCAGAAAACAGUUUCCCGAUUUUAACAUUGAGAAAUUGGUGGAGAAGGGUCUUAAAGACAAGGAGGCAAAGGAGAAAUGGAGACCCUUUUGCAAGGAAUUUGAGCACGAGAUCGAGGACUACAGCUUUGCCACCCUCGUCCGCAUUGACUCCCAGCAAGACUACUCGGAAGAUAACACCAUCCUUGUGACCCGCAUCCAGUUCUUCGCAAUUGAGAUCGGCCGCAACAGGGAGGGAUACAAUGACUCCAUCAGGACCAAGUACAAGCCUAAGCCCCGUGCCAAGAAGGCCCAGAAAUAGCAGUGGGACGUUGGCCGUAGUUUCGUCAGUUCGUAAUUUUAAAUUGUGCGCAGGAACCUUGUUUCUGGUUCAGCAACAUGUUUUCUUUAUAUCAUAAACUAUGUUAGUUUGCAUCCUUUUCUUUUUUGGAUCUUGUAAAUCUCAGCUUUGUGGUUGAUUACGGCUUUGUCAAGAGGCAUUAUGUAAUUAUCCUCCAGGUGUAUCUGUGUAACAACUUGUGACAACAGCUGUGGAGGCAGAGGAGUACAUUGGUAUAAACAACGCUUUAUAAAUGUUGUAAUAGUACCGGUAGUAAAAUAACUAUAUUUUACUGAUGUGCAUGAAUGGCUUGAUUUGUAUUGUGAGUAAUGAGAGAAAAUAACCAGUUGAGAUGUUCCCUCCAGCGUCACUUCUUAUGGGGAAGUAUUUGGCAGUUUAUAUGAUGAAGUAUGCUUAUGAUGAUAUAUAUUUAUAAGUUCAUUGUCUGUGUAUAACUUCAUCUUCGAUAUGAAUAAACAAUCUGUGGUAGUAGUACACCUUUUCAUAUAAUGUCAAUUAAAAAUUAUUAUUGUUA